CAUUAAGGGUUCCAUUAAUACAAAUUCCAAUAACUCAAAAUUAUUAGGAACUUUUCUCUCAUAAUUCCUAACUCAUUCAUACUUUAUUCAAAAUAAUCCUCUCAUGAUCAUAUAACAUAAAGAGAACAACUUUUUCAAGCUUCUUCUUCUUCAUGAAGCUGAAGCUCUUUUUCUUCAAUAAUCUUCUUCCUCCUGCUAUUUAAAUGACUCUUUAUACUGAUUUUUCUCAUCUGAACAUAAAGAUUUAUGAGAUGCAAAAAAGUUUCAGAGAAAUGGUUUUUGAAUGGGAAUACCUUCAUCCAAAAGGCUCUUUAACUAACAAGCAGGAGCCAGUUGCUGAUACGGAGCUUGAAGAUGAACCUCAGGAAGAAGAGAUUUACAACAAAGAAGCCAUUUUUGCUGAGGAGAAUCUGGCCAUGGAGGAAGAGAUUGCCUCUCAGGUGAUGGAAGAAGAAACUGAUUGGGGGCUGCAGAGCUUACUGUUCGUAGAAGAGGAAGAAGAUGAUAGAAAGAUGUUGGAGUCCUUCGCAGAUCCAAAAGUCAAAGAAAAAUGUGAUUUUGUAGCUUUCAGAUUGAAUAAAUGGCUGAGAUCGGGUGUAAUCGCAGCUGCUACAGUAUCUAUUUUCAUUUUGGGUGGAGGAAAAGCGCAGCUAAUGGGCAAGAGAAAUAACAUUCAGUCUGAAGUUAUUAAAAAAGAGGAAGUGAAGGAUUGCGUUGUUCAGCAUCAACCAACUGCUUUGCCAUUUUCCUCCUUCGUUGGACACUAUAGUGAAAGGUUUUGAUGUGAAUGAGCCCAAAGUUAAGAAGAAUUAUAAACUCCUUUUUACUUUCGAACGGCGAUGAUGAUGAUGAAGAUGAAGAAGAAGAAGAAAAGACAUGUCUUCGCUAAAAGAAAAUAUCAUAUGCGCGGCUGUUCAUCUAGACUUUCAUUUGGACGUGCAGUCGCAGCAAGUAAUAUUUGUUUCUUUAUUAUGUUCAAUAGUGUUGUGUUGGAAAGUACCUAAAUAAUGAAAGUUAGUUGUGAGUGUAUGUUUUUAUUUUCAAUUGCUGUGAAAAUGAAAAGCUUUUAUGAUCAAAACUCUACUAGAAAAAUUUGAA
Phalaenopsis equestris is the source of this 1098-nucleotide messenger RNA. RefSeq lists its product as uncharacterized. NCBI's taxonomy places the organism in Eukaryota, Viridiplantae, Streptophyta, Magnoliopsida, Asparagales, Orchidaceae. The record is from RefSeq and is a predicted model, not a curated record. Bases 204 to 782 code for a protein of 192 amino acids. The transcript has 2 exons.